AUGAAAGAACUCAUCAGCGGGACACCUCUCACGCUGCGGUGCGGCUUGACGCUGCCAAAUCGUCUCGUGAAGGCAUCCAUGUCUGAAAACAUUCAUACCCUUCAAUCACUACCAAAUGCAAAGAUUGGCAAUGUUUAUCGCCAGUGGGCUAAAGGUGGAUGGGGUAUGUUGAUCACGGGCAAUGUCCAAGUUGAUGAUCGGUAUCUCGGCACAUCCACAGAUUUGGCCCUUGACUCAUCACUGAGCGAUGAUGCCAUCACUGCCUCAUGGUCUACCUGGGCCCGUGAAUGCAAUCAGUAUGGGACACCGGCGAUUAUGCAGCUGAACCACCCAGGAAGACAGUGUCCCAUCGGCGCCGGCAAGCAUAGAGUUUUGGAAAAGAAUCUCGCCCCAAGCCCCGUUGGUCUCCAGAUGGGGCCAGGACUACUGGCCACAGCAGUCUCUAAGCUAGCCUUUGGUAUACCACGCGAAAUAAGUGAGCAAGAGAUUGAAGUCAUCACCGAGAAGUUUGCCCAGGCGGCUGCGUUGGCGGCAAAGAGUGGCUUUGCGGGUGUCGAGAUACAUGCUUCACAUGGAUAUCUGCUGGACCAAUUCCUCUCCAACCAAACGAACCAUAGGAGCGACAGCUAUGGAGGUGACGCGGUUGGCAGGGCGAAGCUAAUAACAGACAUUAUCCUUGCUAUUCGUAAGUCUCUACCUGCUGAGUGCUGUAUUGGCGUUUUGGUCAGUGGGGCGGAAGGUGAGGAGGACAUGUCGGCGGCCAAGGAUCGUCUCGAUCAGCUGGACGCAAUGGUGAACGCUGGGGUUGACUAUUUACAUGUCAGCGGCGGGACUUUCGAGAAACCAGCAAUGUUUCUAGGCGCCGCCCUAGGCCAUGACGAAGACAAGACAGGGAAAAUGCAACCUUAUUUCAAGAGCUUCUCUCGAAUUGUCAAGUCUCGCUUCCCAAAUGUGCCAGUCAUUGUAACUGGAGGUUUCCGUGACAGAGCAAGCAUUGAGACGGCUUUGUCGUCAGAGGAGAGCGAUAUGGUUGGCAUUGCAAGGCCGGCUGCUGUCGAUCCGCGCCUCCCACAGGCAAUAAUCUUGAACCAUGUGGUUAAUGACCAAGACGCUACAUUCCAUCAUCCCAAGGUUGAGGCACCAUGGAUCAUGCGCCAGGUGGGAGUGACAGCUCUUAAUGUCCAUAUGGAUAACGCCUGGUAUCUCAGUCAUUUGCGCAAAAUGUCACAGGUCGAUAAAUGA
Messenger RNA from Fusarium sp. VM40, 1242 nucleotides. The record is from the annotation of a GenBank genome assembly. NCBI's taxonomy places the organism in Eukaryota, Fungi, Ascomycota, Sordariomycetes, Hypocreales, Nectriaceae.